GGAAGAUACAUAACGCUAGAGUUGUGGUAGAACUCUGUUGAACGCCAGUGCUCAAUUUUGAACUUUGUGGAGUGGAACAGGACGGUCCAGGCCUAUCAAGGCUUCUCUUCAAGGUCUCAUCUCCUCCUAUCACAAUGUCGGCCUUGGAGCAAGCCAUCGACGAGCCCGGAGAGGUUCCCGAAUUGGGUUCUGAGCACGAAAAUGAUCCCGUCAAAGUAUUCCACGAUCUCCAACCCGCUCCGUUUCCCGCCAAUCCUGCCCUCUAAGAAGAGCCUGAACCUCCACCAUAUCAGGCCUGGUUUGAUCCCAACGAAACGAUUUUGGCAGGAAACAGUGAGGUCACGUUCUUCAUCACACCGAUGGUCACGCCUAAAGCCAUGAAACCCGAUUUCAUCAGUAAAACUCGCUUGGUCACGCCCUUAAGUAAACUAAGAGGCACUGCUCCUGAUGACUUGGUUCUGGAAUGCGAAUGGGAGGCGUGUUCAGAGCCAGCCUCUUCUAACUUGCUAGAGUAUUUGUCUCAUGUCUCAGGUCAUUUGAAGGAUGUAACGGUUAGAUUGACUGAGAGUGGGGAUUCCAGUACGGUCGAUCGGGUUUUCGUUUGUCUCUGGCAGGAAUGCGGCUUUGAAACGCCCCGAGCGCGAGAAAUGAUUCGACACAUUAACUAUCAUGCUUAUCACACCAAAAUUAAGUGGUUAGGCCGGAUGGCCAUCGAGAAAGCGGGUUUAAAUAGGUGUAAUCUGGACGAUCAUCAGCGCAAUUGUGUGCCCGAUGUGACGAUGGCACUGAAAUGCGGCUGGGUCGGCUGUGAUAUGGGCGUACAGGAAUUUGAAGAGGUCCAGAAAUUCUACUGGCACGUGGACAGUCACGGCGAGGAGAUGCGGCAUGUCAAGGGAGAGAUCGCUUGUCAGUGGGCGGAUUGCCAGGUCAAGGUGGGCAGUGCGUCCAAAUUAAAGGGUCAUUUAAAGACUCACAGUCAAGAGCGAGCCGUUGGAUGUCCCAAUUGCGGUGGUCUCUUCGCGUCUCGCUUCAAACUGAUGGAUCAUUGCGAUCGACAGAUUUUGGGCGACAGUCAUAAAUGCUCGUAUUGCAACAAGGGUUUUGCCAAUGAGCGCCUCUUAAGGGAUCACAUGCGGUCUCAUGUGAAUCACUAUAAGUGUCCUUACUGCGAUAUGACCUGUGCCACGCCCUCAAAUUUAGUGUCCCACAUCAAUUAUCGUCACAACGAAGAGCGACCCUGCGAAUGUCACGUUUGUGGCAAGGCUUUUAAAACGGAGAGUGCUCUCAAGAGCCAUUUACGAAGUCAUUUGAGCACGUUCGAAGAGGUGUGUCCGUAUGAAGGCUGCGAAUUCAGCCGGAGAAGCCGGAAAGCCAUUCUCAAUCACAUCCGGAGGGAUCACGAGAAACUCGGGGGCAUGUAUCUGUGUCAUCUGUGUGACAAACGCUUCACUUGCGGCGAGAACCUCAGUCGACAUCUCAUCCGGGUGCACAAAUUCAAGUUGCCCAGUGGGCAUUCCCGAUUUCGGUACAAGAAAGACGACGAAGGUUUUUACCACCUACAAACCGUUCGAUUCGAGAGUGAAGAGGUGUGCGAGCCCAUUGCUAUGGAGGAGGAGGAAGAGGUGGAACCAGAAUCGGACUUUUAAGUCAACAUUUAGUGCCGACGAUUCUCACGUACUUGCCUUUAGAAUGGUGAUUUUUUUUUUAUCUCCGCCACUUGUAGUGGUUUGACUGUGCUACAAAUACUAUGUUUAAAUUCCGGUAUAGUGAUUUGGAUAUAGAAACGAAUUUACCUGGCAA
This is a messenger RNA of Tigriopus californicus, 1800 nucleotides long. Its product is annotated as histone H4 transcription factor-like. Gene Ontology annotation, cellular component: nucleus. NCBI's taxonomy places the organism in Eukaryota, Metazoa, Arthropoda, Copepoda, Harpacticoida, Harpacticidae. The record is from RefSeq and is a predicted model, not a curated record. The transcript has a single exon. The coding region runs from base 360 to 1646 and encodes 428 amino acids. Gene Ontology annotation, biological process: regulation of transcription by RNA polymerase II.